Carcharodon carcharias (great white shark) is the source of this 1590-nucleotide messenger RNA. RefSeq names its product cyclin I (gene ccni). Gene Ontology annotation, molecular function: cyclin-dependent protein serine/threonine kinase regulator activity. The record is from RefSeq and is a predicted model, not a curated record. NCBI's taxonomy places the organism in Eukaryota, Metazoa, Chordata, Chondrichthyes, Lamniformes, Lamnidae. Gene Ontology annotation, biological process: regulation of cyclin-dependent protein serine/threonine kinase activity; mitotic cell cycle phase transition. Gene Ontology annotation, cellular component: nucleus; cyclin-dependent protein kinase holoenzyme complex; cytoplasm. The transcript has 7 exons. The coding region runs from base 296 to 1444 and encodes 382 amino acids.
AGCCCGGUUCUUUCUGCGGGUCGCGGCCUCGCGGGGAAGCGGCUCCUGAGGCCGAGGAUCAGGAACCGGAGCCGGAGCUCAUGCGAGCGCGACCCGGACCUGCACACGUCAGACAAGGACAUCGUCUGCUCCCACCGCCGCUUUCCUGCAGCGUCUGAGCGCCGACAUGGAGAAGUGAAGGGAGUGACGGUCCGCGGGUUCAUGGACCAGAUGAUCGAGUCCGAUUGUAAACAUUGCAGCUUCGCAGGGGAGGUAGCUGUAUCCAUUUGGGAGGUUGGCAGAUCCAAGGGGUGUCAUGAAGUUUUCAGGACCCUUGGAGAGCCAGAGGCUGUCCGUCCUUUUGGAGAAAGCAGUCUCUAGGGAAGAACAGAUGUGGAAGGUGUAUGUGCCAAAAUACCUAACCAAUCCGGAUACAGAUGUCUCUCCAGCACAGCGGGAUGAGGUGAUUCAAUGGCUAGCUGAGUUGAACAGCAAAUUUCACUUCUAUCCAGAAACCCUUUCUCUUGCCAUCACAAUUUUGGACAGGUUUUUAGCUCUGGUAAAGGCCCGUCCAAAGUAUCUGCGGUGCAUAGCCAUCAGUUGUUUCUUCCUGGCAGCUAAAACCAACGAAGAAGAUGAGAUCAUUCCAUCUCUAAAGGACAUGGUGAAGAAGAGCAAUUGUGGUUGUUCAUCUGCAGAUAUUCUGAGAAUGGAGAGGAUUGUACUGGAUAAACUGAACUGGGAUCUGCACACAGCAACACCUUUGGACUUCCUUCACAUUUUUCAUGCGAUGAUGAUGUCCAGCCGUCCCCAGUUACUCAGCAACCUGCCUAAGAUGACCCCAUCCCAACAUAUUGCACUCCUUAUCAGGCAGCUACAGCAGUGUGUGGCCUGUCACCAGCUUCUGCAGUUCAAGGGCUCUACACUUGCACUGGCUAUCAUCAGUCUCAAGCUGGAAACAUCAAUUCCUGAUUGGCUAGCUCUCACUAUUGAUCUCCUGAAAAGGGCACAGAUCGAUAGCUUACAGCUAAUUCGCUGUCGAGAGCUUGUGGCUGGACACCUAUCCACAUUUCAGCCUUCCCUACCACCUAAUGCGGUAUACAUCUACAACCCCUGCAAGCAAACUAUGGUGCCAUGUGCAAGGGGAGCACUUAGAUUAUAUUCCUCCCCUACCACAGAGCCAGAGUUUGAUGUCAAGGGCACCACCAAGAGAAUUGGCAGUACAACAGCACCCUGCCGACGCCUGCCUGCUUCCUACAGCUGCAAGCAGGCCUCGGCAAAACGUAAAGUAGAAGAGAUGGAAGUGGAUGACUUCUAUGAUGGCAUAAAGCGUUUGUACAAUGAGGAUGGCAGUCAAGAAAUUGUGGGGAUGGAUGCUGUAACCUCUAGCUAUGGCACAAAUCUACAGAUUAAAGAGGGCAGUAUCUCUCCAUGUCCUCCGCUUCAGCCAGUUACAGUCAUCUAACUGGCCAAAGUGGAUAAAGUUUAAGGCUUACGCUAUGUUACAAGGAAGAAGAGUGUUGAAGGGCAUACCUUACCAGGCCGAAAUGAAGUGAGCUACACGUUUUCAUGCUGCUAAUUUUAGUUUAACCAUUUAUUCAAGCACUUAAA